CCGGUACGAAUCUAUAGUGGGACGAGUCGUUUUAGGCUUCAGGGAGUUCAGCUACCAGUCUAAAAGUUCUCCUUGCCGUUGACCGGCUUAAGAAAUUAUGUGGAAAGCAACACCAAGAGGCGUGACAUCACGUAUAAGGAUAUCCAAUUUGAAUUAUUAUGGUGAAAGAUGUUUGGCACAACAACCUCAACCUCCUCAUAUUGGAAACUUAAAAGAGCCACCUGGUUCAUCUACAGGGGGACAACCAUCCAGUAAACCACCAAAGAAAGGUGGUUUUGUCAAAGCAGUAAUGGGCGUAAGCUUGGUUGGUGUAGGCGGAGCUAUAGCUUAUGCGUGGUACGAUCAGGAAUUUCGAAAGAAACUCAAAGGAAAUAUACCAUACAGUGAAGGUGUCAUAGAUGCUAUUUUUACCUACUUACCUGAUAGCCCAGCGGUUCCUGCACCAUACAUAUCAAAUACAAGUGACUCAAAAUUUCCACAACUGGGUAAGGAUUCAAAAAUUCAGGACCAGCAGCUUCUACCAAGGUUGAAAGAAAGCCCCGAGAAAAUUGGAGUAUCCCAGCCACCAUUGCCGACUCCGCCUGUUGUACCACCCAAGCCAACGAAGGAAAAACCUAAAGACAAACUGGACCAGAAGCAAAAAUUGGAAGAGGAAGCAAAGGCUCAAGAGGCUGCAAAGAAAAAAGAAGAAGAAGCUGAAGCUGAAGCAAAGAGAAAACAAGAAGAGGAGGAAGCUAGAUUCAGAGCUGCUGCAAAGAGAAAGCAGGAGGAAGAUGAAAGAGAUGCUCUGGAGAGAAAGUUGAGGGAAAAAGAAGAAGCUAGGAGGAGACAAGCGGAGAAAGAAUCCAACAUUGCUGCGGAGAAUGCCUCAUUAGAAGUGAAUCUUGAGAACAUUAUAGAAGCAUGUGAUGCUACGAUACGCAAGGCAUUGGAAGCUGAAGAUGUUCUGAUUGAAGCUACCAAACAGCACACAGAUCUCCUCAAGAUUGCUAUGUAUGAGAAUUCUAGUGUUAAGGAUGAAGAAACACAGUGGCAGUCUGUUGCAAAGGCUUUUGACAAGAGAGAAGAAGCCAUGAAAAUGGGAGAAGAGGUCAUUAAAGCUGCAAAGGAGAAUUUAGACAAGUUGCGACAGGCUAUAGAUAGUGGUAGAGAAAGUGUUAAUACAAAGCAAAAUAAAGCUCUUGCUGCCGCUAAUGAGAAGCUCACUCAACUCACAACAGCAUUUAGCCAGAAAGUUAAUGAGGUAUCUAAAGUGGAAUCAGAGUCCAGAGUUAUUUCUAAAUAUAAAGAUCUGGUUGAUAAAGCCAGGACCCAGUUUAAGAAAGAAAUGGAAAGCAUUACGCCAGAUGUUAAAAUUGGCAAAGGUCCUAAGUUAAGUGAGGAUGAAUUGAAUGCAUUGUUAGCACAUGCUCAUAGACGUGUGGAACAGCUUCAGAAACAGACAGCAGAAUUACUGGCAAUGGAAGGACAGAGAAUACAGAUGGCGUUGGCAGAGCAAAGAGAUGAAGACGAGCUAAUUACGCAAGCUAGAGUGCAGCAGGAACGUCAGAAACUGUUGGAUGAAUUUGCAGUCAUGAAAGAUAAAUGGGAGGCUGAUGCUCAGGUACAGUUUGAGAUAGAGCUACGACGUAACCUGGCACGUCAGACCGCGGCACACAGUGAACACCUGCAGGAGAUUAUCAGGCAACAAGAGGAGCGUCUGUUACGGACAUUUGAACAAGAACUUCACAUGCGUAUACUCGAGGACAGGAAAAGAUUUGAAGGAGAACUAUCAGGCCGAAUUAAUGGGAUUGAGGCGGCUAUUGCAGCACGUGCCGAGUCUGAAAUGCAAGCGAAAGAAGCCCAAGCGUUAUGGCUGGCAUGUGUUUCAUUGAAUGGUGCUCUCCGUCUUGGUAACGAAGAAGGGAAAACUUGGGAGGAACAGCUUAAACCUCUCGAAAAGGAAGUGGACAAGGUAUUCUUUGCGGCUAAGAAUAACCCAUUUGUGUGUCUUAUUCUGGAAACCAUCCCGGAAAAGGCGUUGAAACGAGGUGUUUUUACUGAGGAAAAUUUGAAAGACAGGUUUAAAAAAGUUAGUAGUGUAGCGAAAAAGGUUGCGUUAAUCGAUGAAACUGGCGGAAAGCUUUCCAAAUACUUCCUAUCUUACAUUCAGUCAAAGUUUAUAGUUUCACGAGUCUAUGCAAAGGAACAUGGAAGUAGUGUAGAUUUAGAUAACUUUGACACGUUUCAAAUUUGUAGCCAUGCUGAAUACUGGCUGGAGAGGAACGACAUCGAGCAAGCCCUGAAAUUCAUGAAUCAGCUUCAUGGGGAGUCGAGACGCGUCGCUGCCGACUGGAUAGAGGAAGCUCGACUGCUCUUAGAAACACGUCAAGCUACGUAUUCUGUAAUGGCUUUCGCAUCUUCUACUGGACUGGGAACAUUGUUUUGAGAUGUACAUUUACGUAAAUGUGAUGUUUUUUUGUAAAGAGUGAUAACUUUUAAAAAAGUUUGUAGCAAUAUGGGACAGAUAUGACACAUAUACUUCUGUGUCAAAACAAAAGAGUUGUGUAAAAUUUUGUUGUGUGUA
Ruditapes philippinarum (Manila clam) is the source of this 2566-nucleotide messenger RNA. Its product is annotated as MICOS complex subunit MIC60-like. NCBI's taxonomy places the organism in Eukaryota, Metazoa, Mollusca, Bivalvia, Venerida, Veneridae. Gene Ontology annotation, biological process: cristae formation. The coding region runs from base 98 to 2428 and encodes 776 amino acids. The transcript has 12 exons. Gene Ontology annotation, cellular component: MICOS complex. The record is from RefSeq and is a predicted model, not a curated record.